Messenger RNA from Seriola aureovittata, 2840 nucleotides. It is a transcript of the gene gpr85, whose product is annotated as G protein-coupled receptor 85. The coding region runs from base 693 to 1826 and encodes 377 amino acids. Gene Ontology annotation, biological process: G protein-coupled receptor signaling pathway. Gene Ontology annotation, molecular function: G protein-coupled receptor activity. The record is from RefSeq and is a predicted model, not a curated record. The transcript is spliced from 2 exons. Lineage: Eukaryota; Metazoa; Chordata; Actinopteri; Carangiformes; Carangidae. Gene Ontology annotation, cellular component: plasma membrane.
CGUAAAAUUGCCGGAUUGUUAUUGUCACUUCUACCCAUCCAUUCCAAUCACACCCGCACAUUAACCAGCUGAAUUGUGUGGAAAUGCGGUUUAUAGAGUCACUAACAUCCAGCAUAGUCUCUUAACUCUCUGUAUUUAACAAUAUAAAAGAUGAUUUGGAAAAUGGAGGCUGGCUCAAUGAACGCCCCUAAUGAGAACACUGCUUAUUAACGUUAAGACCCGUAAUCCAGUUAACCUUUAAUCAGACAAAAACACGGAGGCUUUAUUAUGGAUGCACCCUUUUCGAUUUUCCACAAUGCAUAAAGGCAGGGCGAGUUUAUUCAAGGCACCCACCGCUUUCAGAGAGCCUUCCUCUGUUCUGCAGGGUGUAGGGUGUGAUCAAGAGGAGCUUAUUUUGGACUGCAUUUCUCUUAAUGUUUCAGAGUACGCUGGGGGGGAAAAAAUGUCUAGAAUUUUACAACCCGAGCCCUUGCUCUUGGGUUUGGGUUUUUUUCUUUUUUCUUUUUUUGGGGUCGUUAACGCUUCUUUCCCGCAAGCACAGGUGUGAUGAGACAAAGGAACAAAGGAUGCCUUAGAGGAGAGGUUGCCUAUAUGCCUGGAAACCUCUUCAAAGCACACCGCCAAAUGGAUCUAACGCCUCCCCCUGCCGCCUCUAGAUCAUGAUACUUGGCUGAAGCUAUUCCGCUAUCUUUAUGAUCCCUCCUCCAUCUAUGGCGAACUAUAGCCAUGCAGGGGACCACACCAUCUUGCAGAAUGUCUCUCCUCUCGCCACGUUCCUCAAACUGACCUCUCUGGGUUUCAUCAUUGGAGUCGGUGUGGUUGGGAACCUCCUGAUCUCCAUCCUGCUGGUCAAAGACAAGAGCCUGCACCGAGCGCCCUACUAUUUCCUGCUGGACCUGUGCGCCUCUGAUAUCCUGCGCUCCGCCAUCUGCUUCCCCUUUGUCUUCACCUCAGUCAAGAAUGGAUCUGCCUGGACCUACGGCACGCUGACCUGCAAAGUGAUCGCCUUCCUGGGUGUGCUCUCCUGUUUCCACACGGCCUUCAUGCUGUUCUGUGUCAGUGUCACACGCUACCUGGCCAUCGCACAUCACCGUUUCUACACCAAGAGGCUGACCUUCUGGACCUGUCUGGCUGUCAUCUGCAUGGUGUGGACGUUGUCAGUGGCUAUGGCGUUCCCGCCGGUGCUAGACGUAGGGACGUACUCUUUUAUCCGGGAGGAGGACCAGUGCACAUUCCAGCACCGUUCCUUCAGGGCGAAUGAUUCGCUGGGCUUCAUGCUCCUGCUGGCGCUCAUCCUCCUGGCCACACAGCUGGUUUACCUCAAGCUCAUCUUUUUUGUCCACGACCGUCGAAAGAUGAAGCCUGUCCAGUUCGUGCCUGCUGUCAGCCAGAAUUGGACCUUCCACGGGCCGGGCGCCAGCGGGCAGGCGGCCGCCAACUGGCUGGCUGGAUUUGGUCGAGGCCCCACCCCGCCUACUUUGCUGGGCAUCCGGCAGAACAGCAACGCAGCGGGCCGCAGGCGUCUACUGGUAUUGGAUGAAUUCAAAACAGAGAAGCGGAUUAGUAGGAUGUUCUACAUCAUGACGUUUUUCUUCCUGGCACUGUGGGGGCCCUAUCUGGUCGCCUGCUACUGGCGGGUGUUUGCAAGGGGCCCUGUAGUCCCUGGGGGCUACCUGACGGCAGCCGUGUGGAUGAGCUUUGCCCAGGCUGGGGUCAAUCCUUUCAUCUGCAUCUUCUCCAACAGGGAGCUCCGGCGCUGCUUCAGCACCACACUCCUCUACUGCAGAAAAUCCAGGUUACCAAGGGAACCCUACUGCGUUAUAUGAAGGUUUUGCUGUGGGUUUUUCUCUCAUCUAUGUCUCUAUUUCCCUGAUUGAUCUUGAUCUGGGCUUGUUCCCAUUGUACAGCGCACUCUCUCUUUUUAUCUCUCUUCUCUUCAUCCUCCAGUUUUCCUCCUGUUCCUCCUUCUCCUAACCCUUGUUUUCAGAGGUAGAAGGUGGACUGCCAAUCACGAGGCUCUGCCGGGGUGAUUGAAUAUGAAAUGUAUCAAACAUGGAGGCUGAAGGGAAUGGGAAAUACGCAGGAGGUCUGGAUCCCCUCCUGUGUUUAUGUUCUAGUAAACAGACAUUGUGGAAGGCCAUGCCAAUGCAGAGAAGCAAAAAGUUGAAAAAAAAAAAAGAAAAAGAAAAAUGAUUUGACAGAACAAUGAAAACAAAACCUCUUGCUUUGGAUAAUUUGAAGAUGCGUUAUUCUGUGAGGUGUGAAAUACGUAAAUAUGAAAAGAAAAAGAAAAAAAGAACACAAAACAAAGAAAUGAUACCUCUCAAGGAAUCACUGGAAAUGUUUUACAUUUUAAGAGUUGCACUAAAAAGAAGAUGUAAAGAUGCUUUUUUUGGUCAACAGUUGCCAGUUGCAUUGCAAGGACAACUUUUUUCUUUUUUUCUUUUUUUCCAAACUAAACAAUGAAUGCUUUAAUUUGCAACAGACUACACAAUCGCUGUAAGUAAAGCAAAACUUGGUGACUGUUGGAAUACACCAUCACAAGAGGAUAAAAUGGUUUUAAUGUAAGUGAUACCUUUUUCAUUUCCUGGGCGGGGGCUUAACGAUGGGGAUUUACAAUGUGUGGUUUUGAAGUUGCAACUUAAACCUAGAAAUGAUUUCUUGUAGUUUUACGAUCCAUAUGUCCCUAGUGUCUGGCAUUGUUAUUUUCUUAUCACCUUUUACAAAAAAAAGAGGAAAAAAAGAUGAAAUGAUGUUUGGAUUUAAAAAAAAAAAAAAAAAGUUGCUUUUACGAACAACCUUGUGCUUAAAAAAGACAAUGAAGAAGUAGUUAAAUGUUU